Molecule: messenger RNA, 3335 nt
Organism: Morone saxatilis (striped sea-bass)
Lineage: Eukaryota; Metazoa; Chordata; Actinopteri; Moronidae
Gene: vill
Product: villin-like
Exons: 21
Coding region: 155-2929 (924 amino acids)
Biological process (GO): barbed-end actin filament capping; actin filament severing; actin polymerization or depolymerization
Cellular component (GO): actin cytoskeleton; cytoplasm
Molecular function (GO): phosphatidylinositol-4,5-bisphosphate binding; actin filament binding
Source: RefSeq, a predicted model, not a curated record
CUUUAACUGCAGCAGUGGAUUAGGCAUUACAGAGCCUCUUGUUCAAGCCUCAAGAGCUCUUGUAUUUUUUCACGUUUUUUUCAUUUUCCACUUGCAUAGCCGACUAUGUGGGGACUGAAGUUCACCACGUUGUUGAAAUGAUCAUAUUUUCAUAAUGGAGUCCUGGAUGAAAUCUGAAAAUGAGAAACCAUGGUCAAAGGAGACAUCCAGGCCUUCAUUUCGCCAGACACAACAAAAGUUCAGCAGAAUGAUGAGUGAUGACAGUCCAGACGCGUUCAGAAGUGUCAGCCGAAAAGCAGGCCUGCAGAUAUGGACCAUCAAUAACAUGCAGAUGGUGCCUGUUUCGUCCCAAGGCUUUGGUAACUUCUUUGAGGGAGACUGUUACAUUGUUCUUUAUAUAAGUGAGAAUAAGGGCUCAGGCCAGUCAACAGACGUCCACUUCUGGAUAGGAAACGCCUCCUCUCAGGAUGAGCAAGGUGCAGCAGCCAUCUUUGUCACCCAGCUGGACGAGUACCUGGGUGGGAGUCCAGUCCAGCACAGGGAGGUGCAGGGCAACGAGUCGCCUCGGUUCAGGAGCUACUUCAAAAAUGGCCUCAUCUACAAGAAGGGUGGAGUGGCCUCAGGUUUUCACCACGUUGACACAAACGUCUACAAUGUCCUGCGACUGCUGCACGUCAAAGGGAGGAAGCAUGUCACGGCGAGAGAGGUUGAGGUGUCAUGGAACAGCUUUAACAAUGGAGAUAUAUUUCUGCUGGACAUGGGGAAAGCCAUAGUGCAGUGGAACGGCCCUCAGAGCAACAGGAGAGAGAAGCUCAAGGCGGUCUUGUUGGCUCAGGACAUCCGGGACAGGGAGAGAGGAGGUCGAGCUCAGAUUGGUAUCGUGGAGGGAGGAGAUGAGCGGGACUCCCCGGAGCUGAUGAAAGUCAUGAUGGCGGUACUCGGUCAGAGAAGCGGGCAGCUGAAGGAGGCCACACCUGAUGACAAACCUGACCAGGUGCAGAACAACAACGUCAGACUCUACCACGUGUUUGAAAACAGUGGGAACCUGGUGGUUCAAGAAGUGGCCACGCAGCCUCUAACGCAAGACCUGCUGCACUCUUCUGACUGUUACAUCGCGGACCAGAGAGGCUCCAGUGUGAUGGUGUGGAAAGGAAAGCAGGCCUCCAAGGAGGAGCGGCGAGAAGCUCUCAACAGGGCAGUGGGCUAUAUCAAAGCGAAGAACUACCCAGCCAACACCAGUGUGGAGGUGAUGACCGAGGGAGGAGAGUCGGCAAUGUUUAAGCACUUGUUCAAAUCCUGGAGAGAUAAAGGGCAAACUCAAGGCCUUGGUACCACCUACAGUCCGGGAAAGAUAGCAAAGGUAGACCAAGUGAAGUUUGAUGUGAUGGAGCUCCACGCUCGUCCCGAACUGGCAGCACAGCAGCGCAUGGUGGACGACGCCUCUGGAGAUGUUAAGGUGUGGCGUAUUGAGAACUUGGAGCUGGCCGAAGUAAAUCCAAGUACUUAUGGACAGUUUUAUGGAGGAGACUGCUACUUGGUGCUGUACACAUAUCAAAGAUCAGGCCAGCAGCAGUACAUACUCUACAUGUGGCAGGGCCGUCAUGCCACUAAAGAUGAGAUCACAGCUUGCGCCUACCAGGCCGUCAAUAUAGAUAACAAGUACAAUGGAGCCCCGGUCCAGGUUAGGGUGGUCAUGGGAAAGGAACCCCGCCACUUCCUGGCUAUUUUCAAAGGCAAACUCAUCAUUUUUGAGGGUGGUACAGGCCGACCUGGCGUGGUCAACCCUGACGGAGGUGCCCGGCUCUUCCAGGUCAGAGGGACUAAUGAGCUGAACACCAAGGCCACUGAGUUGCAGGCGAGGGCCUCGUCUCUGAACACCAACGAUGUUUUCCUGCUGAAGACGGACCAAAUAUGCUACCUGUGGUAUGGGAAGGGCUGCAGCGGGGAUGAGAGGGUGAUGGGGAGAGCGAUGUCUGAUGUGCUGUCCAAGCAGGACAAGCAGGUGGUGAUGGAGGGCCAAGAGCCAGCUGAAUUCUGGGUAGCUCUGGGAGGAAAGGCUCCCUAUGCCAGUGACAAGAGACUGCAGAGGGAGGAGCCUCCUCACAGUCCCCGGCUGUUUGAAUGCUCCAAUCAGACCGGCCAGUUUAAGAUGACAGAGGUGGACGACUUCGCCCAGAUCGACCUGGACGAGGAGGACGUCAUGCUGCUGGACACCUGGGAGGAGAUUUUCUUGUGGGUUGGAAACUUAGCCAACCAGUACGAGACCAAGGAGGCGUGGAACUGUGCGCAGGAAUACCUGAGGACCCACCCAGCAGGACGCGACCCCGACACUCCCAUCAUCUUCGUCAAACAGGGAUACGAACCGCCCACCUUCACCGGAUGGUUCAGUGCAUGGGACCCACAUAAGUGGAGUGGAGGCAACUCCUAUGAGGAGAUGAAAAAAAAGCUGAGUGAUGCAGCAUCUCUCUCACAGAUCACUGUAGAUCUGAACAACUCUAAUCUCAAUAAGAGUCCUGUUGGGAUUAGUGGAGGUGGUUACAGGGCUCCAGGAGGCCCCAUGAGCUCCCCUCCUGGCUACAGGGUCCAUGGUGAUUUGUCCCCCAGACCCUCUACUCCCACUAGCCCGUCUACCCAGAGAGCCCAAACCUCUGUGUCCAUGAACCUGUCCCCUUCCUCUAGCUUCACUCCAUCAUCCCCAGCUGGUGGCACUGUGUCCCCCUCUGCUGGAGGAUCUGGAAUGUAUCUGAACCCAGAGCUCCUAAUCAACAAAUCUCCCAGUGAGCUGCCGCAGGGAGUGGACCCCAGCCAAAGAGAGGACUACCUGUCUGAUGUGGAUUUUGAGAACCUGCUAGGAACAGGUCGCUCAGACUUCCAGCGGCUGCCAAAGUGGAGGCAGAGUGACUUGAAGAAAAAGGCGGGACUUUUCUGAGAAACAUUUACUGUCGGAUUAUGCUUAAAUGUUGUCAAACUUGUCUCACUGUAUACAAAGAAAACGUAUCUGUAAAACAAACAAACCGCAUUUUAACUGUUGUUGAGAAAGACAGGAUAGGAAGAGGCCUUGAUCAUUUCACCUAAAUAUUGUUUUGUUUUUUUAACUUUCUGACAAUAGUUUUAACCAAGUUAGUGAUUAAACAUGUUGACUAGAAUUAGAUUACUACUAUUGUGAUAACAAAAAUCAAAUUUUGAGAACUUUACUUAAAUUUUAAAUAAGAUAUUUUGAUUGUUAUGCUUUAUAUUUAUCUAUAUUUUUCAAUGUUUUAUGCUGAUCAUACCAUGAUCAAAUUUUCUCCAAACUAUUAUUGUCAUUUGCCAUGUCUGAAUCACUUAUAUUAUGA